AUGUACGCUAUGACACGGUUGUUUGGUAGUUUACUGUUAUUUAUUGUUUUAAAUCGCACCACAUCAGGUUUGUUUUUGGGACCAUUUAAGGAUACGGAAUUGAAUGGAGUCAGAAAAGCAUCUCGUUGGAACUUGCCCUGGCUAGGAGUUGGUAUUUGGUGUAAUGGCUGCCCACCAAGGAGCUGCGAGGACGACGAAGCUAUCAUACACGGGUACUGCUGUGGCUGUGCUUAUGCUAUGGACAAGUUGCCCGUGUUGUGUCCAGAAUUUCUACAAUGCCCGCUAAAUCUACAUGGACUCUGUCACGAUUAUGAAUAUAUGAUGAGAUGUUGUUGCUGA
Messenger RNA from Achroia grisella, 339 nucleotides. RefSeq lists its product as uncharacterized. The transcript is spliced from 3 exons. The record is from RefSeq and is a predicted model, not a curated record. The coding region runs from base 1 to 339 and encodes 112 amino acids. NCBI's taxonomy places the organism in Eukaryota, Metazoa, Arthropoda, Insecta, Lepidoptera, Pyralidae.